Gasterosteus aculeatus aculeatus (three-spined stickleback) is the source of this 1112-nucleotide messenger RNA. RefSeq names its product protein rapunzel. The record is from RefSeq and is a predicted model, not a curated record. NCBI's taxonomy places the organism in Eukaryota, Metazoa, Chordata, Actinopteri, Perciformes, Gasterosteidae.
ACUUCCGGGGUCUCCUCCCUUAUUUGGCAGGAAGGGGCGGUCCUCAUCGACAGGGAGCGAAAUGGUGGAAAGGAAAGUCAGUCAGCUUCAGUAGACGCAGUGAUUCCAACCGUUUUAUCUCUGCCUCCAGACUUACUUUGGGCAGUGAUGGCUGAUGCAGAAAAGAUCAAGAAAACUGCAGUCAAGGUGCUGUGCUGCGUGGAAAAGGUGUCUUCCUUCGCCGCCUCCAUCGACCCCAUCUUUGGGAUAGUCUCCUCCCUGGUAGGUGUGGCUCGCAAAGGCCUUAUCAAGGAGGAGGGCCACGCUCUGGACAAGGAGUUCCAGCCGCUCCACUCCAAACUGGAGACCAUCUCCGAAAAGAACCGCCAAUGCCUGAGGCAGAUCCGCAUCGACGAAGUGAACGAAACCUAUGGCAAGUACGAGGAGCUCAUUAAGCACCAGUACACUGCCUUCAAUGACAUGGUGGCAAAGGUGAAAAAAGAUCCGGACAACACACAGCGCCACAUGGCGGCCUUCGAGAAGACUUAUGAGAGAGACAAGAGCGACAUGAGCCUGGAUGUGUACUACCGCGGGGUGAUGGGUACCAAGCUGCUGUUUGGAAAACCCUUGCUGAAGGUCUACCUUGACAGCUGCGACGGCGACCGGGAGAUCAUGGAGCGCCGCUGUUCACACAUCACCCACCUGUUCCACAUGGGCCUCAUCGCCCUCAUGGCCUACACAGCUGUGACCGAGGAUGACGAAGACGAGGUGCGGGAGAAGUGGGCCAAGAGGGUAGCUGAGAUCCAGGAGAAGAUGCAGGAGGUGCUCAGUCAGUGCAAAGACAACUCAUCCUGAACAUGGGCAUCAUAGCGAGCAAUGUCUACUCUUAGCUGUGGACCAAAAAGACGAAAGAUGUUAUAAAUAUAUAUCUUUAAAAAAAUGUCAUGCUUUAAUUAUUGUUCUUAUUGCUUCAUUUUAAUUAUUUUACAGACGUUGUAAACAUGUGUUUCAAAGAGACAAUUGUAUGUUUCAGUAGAUUUAUUAUUUGGCAAUAUAAGCAGAAGUUUUGUACAAUCGCUUGAAUUAAAAUUAAUAUAUUAUUGGUCAAUAAAGUUGUAUAUUUGUGAAAUCCA